AUGGAUUUCGAGAAUUUUCCAGCUGAACUAAUGAGCCAAGGAAGUAUGGUGAUCCCUGAUACAAUUUUGAUGAUUCUCUUAACCAUUUUCAUUCUAAUUUUCUCCCUUGAUAUCGUAUAUAUCUGUGCUCGUCAAGUCUACAUUGCUCUCACUUAUCAAAAUGAUUGUGACCUGAUCUUUGAAACAUCCUUCUGCUCCAUGUUCCGGCGAGUCGCAUUAACAUGUUUCGUUGGUGUCACUUCUACACAAUUCUGCCAAAUGCUCGAACGACUCAUCGCUACUGUACUUGAAGAAAAGUAUGAAUUUCAGACGCAAUGGCUUGGAGGAUUGUUUAUUUUGUUCUCGGUCUUAUCUGCCAUUCUAGCCAUUGAAUGGGCUUUGUGGAACGAGAAUCCAUUGGAACCAAUGACACAUUGCCUUACUUAUUCUACAUCUGCUUCCAUUGGAGAGCGAAUGUACAUGGUGCUUUAUGGAAUAUUAUUCGCUGACUUAUUCAUCCUGGUUGCGUUUUUUGCACUUUGGCGGAAGAAUAAGCAAAAAGUUUUAAUGGAACCCGGAUCAGGGUCCCCGCUUACUGCUCGCGCAAAAUUCAUGUUUGAAGGGACAAAUAACGAUGAGCUGAGCUUCGACAAGGAUGCCGUGAUCACAAUUACUCAAAAGCUAGACGACGGCUGGUGGGAAGGAACUCAUGAAGGCGUCACCGGAUGGUUUCCAAGCGGAUAUGUCACUCUGUUAACCGAAAAAGAAAUAGUGGCAAUCGGAGCACAACCAGAUUACCGGGAGGCCGUGCUGAAAAGUUUCAUUGAGGCAGAAAAGGAGUACAUGCAGAAGUUGCUGAAAACGCUACAGACGUUAUUGCUGCCUAUCGGAAAGUCUAAAGUUCUCUCUGCCUCCGACUACUGCACACUGGUUGGGAACUAUGAAGACAUAUUCACCUUGAAACGAGACAUUCUAGAAAGUCUGGAACGUGAGCAAUCAGAGGAUCUACCAAAGAUGAAGGUUGGUGGAGUAUUCAUGAAAGCCGCUCUCGAGCUCCGUACAUCGCUCUCCCUAUACGCCGAUAACCAUCCAGAUGCAGUGGAAGUGUUGAAGAAGAAACAGAAAGAUCUCGAGAAGGUGGUAAAGGCUCAAGAUCGAGAGUACAAAGAUCUGGUUUCGGGCCUCAGCGAGCCACUGCGUCAUGUUGAUAAGUACUACAACCUUCUGCAGGAGUUGGAGAGAAUUGUUCCAGCUAACCACCCAGAUCGUGGGGAUUUACAACGCGGUGCAGCUGUUUUCCGUGAAACCAAAGAUUUAUGCGAAACCCUUCGCAAACAGAAAGAAGCCCAACUUGACUUUUUGUUCGUAUCGAAGGUGGACAAAGUGGUCUCACCUGCAGACAGAGGAACCAUACUGUUCGUCGCACUGUUCACCAAGUACAUCAUGUUCUUCGAAGUCACCAAAGACAUGACCUACGACAUCAAAGAGAAAUAUCCAGUCUCUGGAUUUAUUGUUCAUAAGAAGAAUGCGACUGAAAUUGUUUUUGAUCGACCAAAUACUGGAGAAUUCACAUUGACCAUGGUUGCCUCUGGUGGAGAAGUUGAACGAUUUAUGAUGGCCCUUGGUAAAGCUGGAAACGUGACUGUUAUCCCUGCACCGUCAUGCACCAUCCUCCGUCGGCCAUCAAAGAACACCAUGGAUAACAUGAGCCAGUCUCAAGGAAUGGAGAGUCCGCUGACUUCAAAGCCACCACUUCAUCCGAUGGGAAUAUCGGACAGUGGGUUGACGACAAAGAGAAAGAGUUCUUCAAAGAACUUUGAUGAUGUCAUGAACCUGAGCAACCUAAAACUGGACCAUGAGCUUGGAAUGGUACUACCCGAAGGUUUUGAACUUCCAACAAGUAGCCGCAACUCUAGAAACAAUACUGACAACCUUCAAUUCUCCCAAUUUCCUGCAUAUUUUUUGAGCGGAAAUUCCGGGAAACGCAGUGAACGGGGAUUCCGUCUACGUAAGGAUGCAGCUCGUGACGAAGAGAUUGAAUUCGAGACGCUUCGAAUUUUGGAGGGAUACUGUGUGGAGACUAGCGGUGCACAGUCGGACUUUCAUGCCAAUGAGAGUUACCAACAGCCGCAUUUGAUAGUGGCAGAAGAUGAAAAGAUUCUGAUGGAAGAGAUGGUCGGAGACGAGAUGGUUCUUCAGGAAAAGUUGUUCAGUCCAUUUUUAGGUGUCUGGGGCUCGGCUGCCAAGAGCAUCGUCGACGCGGUCUACUCCCUCAAAGACCAUGUGAUGGUUCUUCAGGCUGAUCUCAAAAGCCUACAAAAGGCGUUCGAGUCGGAACAAAAAGCGCGUCGUCGUCUUGAGCACAUGCUUCCCAAGAUGUCUGGAGUCAUUUCUCCAGAUGGAAGUAGCAGCACUCCAAGAAAGGAAAUCAACUCAUUUGAUUCGUGA
Molecule: messenger RNA, 2427 nt
Organism: Caenorhabditis briggsae
Lineage: Eukaryota; Metazoa; Nematoda; Chromadorea; Rhabditida; Rhabditidae
Gene: Cbr-pix-1
Product: Protein CBR-PIX-1
Exons: 19
Coding region: 1-2427 (808 amino acids)
Molecular function (GO): protein binding; guanyl-nucleotide exchange factor activity
Source: RefSeq, a predicted model, not a curated record